Lymnaea stagnalis (great pond snail) is the source of this 23461-nucleotide messenger RNA. The record is from the annotation of a GenBank genome assembly. NCBI's taxonomy places the organism in Eukaryota, Metazoa, Mollusca, Gastropoda, Lymnaeidae.
UUAAUAUUUAGUCAUAGAAAAUGAUACAUUCAUAAUUAAUAAUAUAAAUAUAAAGCACCCCAAAAUUGUAAGAAGUGUACAAAAUAUGUUACUGAUAACAAUGUUGGUACAAGCAGGAUCGCAGGAUGCACGGAACGCUUUUAAUUAAAAUCUUACUGUAUUAAUAUUAGUCUAAUUUCUAUUGAUUUAAAUUUAAUUUAUAAUAUAAUAGAAGUCUUAAUUUUGCCUAUAUUUAUUAUCAUUAAUUUCCCAACUGCUUUUCUCUUUUUAAUGUCAGAAAAAGAAACAAAGUGCCACAUCCCUUGGCAUUGCCAUUAUGUUUCAGAUAUAUGAUAUUUAUUUUAUUUUAGAAUCCAGUAGAAAGCUUAGAUUUAGAUAUUUUUUGUAAGAACUAUCAUUCCGAUUAUCAUGCCAAUUCCUUUUUUUUUUCUUUUUUUGGUACGAUUUAAAAAAAAAAAUACUUUAAAGUAGACCUAUAGUGAAGAGGCAAAUUAAGAAAGUUAUAGUGGUUUGAAAUUCCAAAUAAAAAUUUCAAUCUACUGAAUAUUUGGAAAUUCAAACUUUAUUUGCUUACAUUGUUAGUAUUUGUGAUCUAAAUAAUGAAUUAUGUAUUUAUUCUUGAAAGGAACUGCUUAAAUCAUAGAGUUAAAUAAAUAGAACAUUGUUAUUUUUAAGUGAAAGAGCAUUUUCAGAAAUACAAAAUUCUAUAAAAAAUUUCAAAAAUUCAUAUAAAAUCAAAAUCAAUAGCCUACCUACUAGAACUUUAAUUUCAAUGAUCAAACCUUGUAUUUAUAAUAUAAACAUAACACAAGAAAAAUUUCAAAGAAACAUUUUUAGUUUAUCCACACCAAACAUUAAUUUUCAAACGCGAAUAUCUCGGUUUGACCAAAAGGUCAUAUAGAACAUUGUUAUUCUAGCCAUUCUAGGGGAUGAAAUGAAGUCGUAUUUUAAAAAUUCAUAACUUUAAAACUACAACAGCUAAAAAUAUGAUUUUGGUGUUAUAAUUCUUUAAAAAAAUGAGCUCUAUUCAAAUCUGCUAUUAGUUUAUUUUUACAAAAAUUUUUAAUUUUUUAUUAAAGUACCUAGAUAUGAUUAUGAUGUUGUAAAUGUAGGAUCAUUAAGAAUAGCGGCUAUGCGUACCUGGGUCCCUUUAGACUAAAUGCUAUUGGGAGGUCAUUUGUUAGUUUGUUUUAGUUAAACUGAAGUAGUAAGUUUACAAACAUAUAGAUCAUUCAAUUAUCUUUAAUUUGAUACCAAAUUUUAUCUUACAAGUAACAAACCCUACAUUGCCUACAAUAAUAUUUUUAAUAUUUUUUAAUAAACCCAACCUCUCACUCUCAGUUUUUAUCAAAAUUAUUGUUUCUAUGGUCGAUUUGAAAAUAUAAUAUGAAAUGCCUAAAGUCAUAGCUUAAAGGCUGAUGUUGAUAUAUUAUCAUGUGGUAAUAAACACAGGCACAGGGUUUGAUCUUGUGAGAUGAUAUAAUAAGAACACAAUUUUGAAAACUUUGCUGGCAUCAAGUAGAUAUCAUUCAAUUUUUUUAAAAAUUAAUAAAUCAGAAUUGUCAUUUUUAAGGAUGAUUAAUAUUAUUUACAUGUUAAUAAUGUUAUUGUAAAAAAAAAUUUUUUUAACCAUGUCAGCAAUUAACUUUUAAUUCUGUAUCAAAUCAAAAACAGGCCACAAGAUUGCAAACUGACACAACUGGCAAGAAUGCUUUUAAAAGUUUACAAUUGAGAGAUGUUUAUAUUUCAUAUGAAUUUUUAAUCAAGAAUGUCAAGUACAGCAGAUAUUUCACAAAAUGAGUCACAGGUACAAAUAAUAGCACAUUUCCAAUACUUAACCCAUCAUUCAUGCGCCACUAAUGCUAAUGAUCUUACUUCAUUUGCAUUAUAUUUAUUACAUAAUUUUUUUUUAAAGGAAACCUUGGAAUAAUGAUGUCAUUUAAACCAUACGAAAAAAUUGUUUAAAGGAAUAUACAUUUUUAUUAUUAAACAUAAAAAAUGUGUAAUUUUUUGGUAAUUGUCAUAAAGUAUAAGCAGAAGACUGUACCCUACUUUAUUAUCUCGCAAACAAGCAUUGAUAACUAACCUUAUUUUCUUGAAAUUUUACAUUUAUGUUAUAAUCAAUAACAGCCUCUUGCGGGAGUCCCUCGAGAGCAAUUGGAGGCACCACCAGGGCCUGUUGGAGCUGUGACCAUAAAUGCUGUUCGCCAUUACCUCAACAGAACAGGCAUUGAAAGUCAAUUUCAAAAUCUGCUUCAUAAGUUACUGAGUCGAGAUGAACUUCCUUAUAAUCCUUACCCUGGCUUUGCUGUGCGUCUUAGACCAUUUAUGGAAAAGUUUGUAUUGAAUACACUUCUAAUUUUAGAUUCAUUAAAAAGUUGGGGGGAUUUUUUCCAAGUAAUUACUUUUCCAAAAAAAAAGCAAAAUACUAUUAUAAUAAUAAUUCUUAAAAUAAGAAGUUGUUUUUUUUAACUUGAAGCUGAGCUGCAAAAAAAAUUAAAAGCACAUAAAAUGUCUUCUUCAUGAACAUCAAUAAUCUUUAUUUCUAGACAUACUUUCCGUUUACCGGUACUUAAAAAAAUAAACAUAUUUCUAGCAGCUGGAUGUUAAAAAAUGAUGAUAUUAUUAUGUAUCAUAAGCUUUAAGAUUCCUUUUAUUAUAAAUAUUUAUUAUAAAGUGGGUCUAAUAUCCGUUUUCAGAUUUCACACAGACAAAGUGAAGGAUGAUAAAAUAGAAUACUCACUGAGUGAGUUGGACAUUGUUCAUCUCUUUUCUUUUUAAUUAGUUUUAAGUAUUUAUCAUCUACAUUUAUAGAUGAAAGAGGUAUUAACCAUUUAUUAAAUUUGUUUGUUGUGAUGAAAUGUUCCAGUAAUGACAUAAUAUUUUUAAAAAAAUACAUUCAAGUUUUUUUAUGUUAAAUAUAUCUUAUUAGGAAUAUUUUUAAUAUUUCAAGUUAUUAUCUUUUGGUACUUAAUUAUUCAUUCCAUUAUUUGUGAUAUUAAUUACUCUUUUUCAGCGGUGCCUCUCAGAGAAACCCAACUGCUGGACCUCUUCACACCACAGGAAGGAGGCCCUGUCUGGGGUCUGCGCAGCUUGCUUAGAGUAGUGGACACGACAAUGAUGAACAGAUAUCGCUGGUUGUCUGACAAUAUCACACCGUCUUACAACGACUUGUAUCAGAAAGAAGGAUACUCUGUAUGAUUUUAAGCAAUUUGGUUAAAUGCAUUUGCUAUCUUUCCAUGUUACACUAAUAAUUUAUUGGAUUUCUUUUUAAAUUAAAUAAUUACAUCUUGAUUUAAUAGUUAACAGAAUAAAAAAAUGUCUUAUCCAAAUUUUGCCAUAGCAAAUGUAAAUUGGAAUUAUUAUUUUUUUAAAAGAUUGUCAUUAUAAAUUAAUGAAAACAAUGUUUAUCAAUAUUUUUGUUCAGAAUCAAGUUAUGGUGGCUCUUGUUGGAGCAGCCAUCUUCCAUGGGUCAUUCUAUAGACAAGUACAUAUAGCACAGUAUAGGCUUGAGUUCCUCAUCACGGGAAAAAGAUUAGAUGAGGUAUGCACAACAUUUCUGUAUUAGAUAAAGUAUUACAUUUAAAACUUAAUUAGAAUUUGUGACCUAUGAACAUUUGACUUUAAAAUAUGCUGUUCAAAUAAUCUGUGAAUGCUUUGUAUGUUUAUUCUCCCCCCAGUAUAAAAUCCAUUCAGGUUUUUUUUUUUUUUAAUGAAAAUUUAAUUAGAUCUAUUUAUCUGAAUGUAUAAUGUGUUGUUUUUUUUUCAGGCAAUUUCCAUAUUUGUAAACAGUGUCAUUCUUGAUGUGGACAGUCUUAUUGAAAGCAAACAUCACAUUUUGAUAGGUCUGUUAAUUUGAGUGUGCUUAAUUAUUAUACUUUUUUUUGUUAAACAUAUAGUUUUCUAAAAGGUCUUACUUACAAAAACUAUGUAGUUUAACAUACAGGCUAUUUUUUGGACAAACAUUGCAAAUCCCCUUAAAUCAAUAAUUUGUUAAUAAUUUUUUUGUUUAAAGUGUUCUAACAUUUUUAAAUAAGCUCCAUCAGCUCAGUGAAUAUUCAGAAAUACUGCUGUCUUUCAAAGCAUGGCCAUGGUGCUGAUAUUUGUUGACCUUGAUUAGUAUUUUUUGAAACUUUAUUUAAUGUUCAACUUCUAUAUGUACUAUGUCAACUUAAACAAAGGAAUAAGAUACAGGUAUUGAAAAAAGAUUUUUAAAAAGGGUUAAUAUCCUUUUCAAAAUAAGGGACCUACAGUGUUGAAGGUGUUAAUUAAUGAAAAUCAAAAUGAGUUUUAACAUAACAUAUAUUUAGCUCUUAUUAAAAUUAAGGAUAUUUUUAAAAAACAAUUUCAAUCGCUAAGAAAUUAUGUACUAAAGGUGCAAGAGACGUAAAUAUAGCCAAGCAACAUGUUUUUGUCAAACCUUGAACUUUUAACACAAAUAUGUUUUUCUUACUGCAGGCUUGAAUGUUCCAGUGCAGACUUCUGUUUCUGAAACUGAGAAAGAGUGGCUUCUGGAGUUUUGGGACCCAGAAACUAUUCAGUCUCAUAAAGGGGAGUUAAUGCAAAAGCUAUGUGAUGCUGUACUUGGUAAUAAAUACAUCAUUGCUGAGGUAUCUAUCUUUGGUGACACCUUUCUGAAAACAUUUCACUUCAUAUUCAUCAUUGUUUUUUUUUUUAAAUAGAGUUAACAAAUUUUUUUUAACCAAGUUGUUGUAGUAAUUAUGAAAUAUAAACAUGUCAAAUAUAUCUAACAUCAAUUAUUAGAAAAUUAAAAAUGUAAUUAAAAAAUUAAUGAUGCAUUUAAAUGGGGGCAGUCCUGCACUUAUAUUGCACUAUACACAGAAAAGUGUGAAUAAGUUUAAACCAGAAGUAAGCUCCCCAAACUUUUUUGUAAAGUUUAAUUUUGAAUUUGUAAACUGAAAUAUUUUCAUAUAAUAUUGAUAUAGCAAUUAAUUUGCUUAUUGAAAACCUAAAAUUUGUUUACAGUGUGUUUUCCAAAUGGACCCAUUGAAGCCUAAUUACUUACAGGGUCAGAAGCAAUACACCUUGACCUUUUUGGAGGUUGCUACAGAAAAAAGUGGAGAGGGGUAGGUCUUGCUCUAUCAAGACAUGUGGACUGUUUCAAUAAAUAACUAUAAAGUUUGAAAGAAAAUAGAAAGGAUAUAGGUGCUAUGGAGAUUUAGAAGGAUAAUAAUACCAAAAAAAAUUGUUUAAUGCACCAAGGUAGUCUGUGUGUUAAGAGUAUUUUAUGAUGUAAUAUUCUCUUAUAAGGAUAUCAAACUUUGCUGAGUUUCCAAUGGCCUCUCUGCAUGAAGGCGUUUUCCUGAACCAGACACACGCUGAGUGCUACAUUGCCAUGUUUGGCUCCCAGAUGAACAUGUUGGACCAUGCCAAUAUAAGGAGGACAUCAGGUGAAUAAAAUAGAUAUUGCUUUGUUCAUUUUCUCCCAAAGAGGAUAGGCCACUGGAGACAUUUGGAAACUAAUUACAGAUUUGUAAUUUAAUCGGAUGUUUUUUUGGGUUAAGAUUCACCUAUUUUAAAGUCUCAGUUAUUUUCAUUGGGGCAGAGUCUUUAAAUCUCUCCAUUCUUAAAAAUUAAUAUGAAAAAAAUGUUUGUUAUUUAAACAACAUGACACCAUAUGCAGAGAUAAGAUUGAUACUGAGGCUUUCAUUUGAUAAAUUUUUCCUUUAAAAUAACUUUAUUCCAUGACCAUUAGUUGUUAGUUUAUUCUCAACAAAUAUGCUAAUAAGAUUACCAUAUGAUGUAAGUUAUUGUCAUUAUUAAAUAUGGAGAAAAAUUGUUGGGGGUGACAAAUUUUUCUGUGCUAAGGAAUUAUUUGUGAUUUUUUAAAAACUUUAUUUUUAAAACAGCCCGACCUACACAAGGUCCACCUGGUGUGACCGCAAGAAAGUUCUCUGCUGUUGUGGAAGAUGAUUACCACUAUAUUCAUCGUCAUGUCCACCAAAGGCUACAGCACCAAAAACCUCGCAGAGCUCUUAUCGAUGGCUUUCGAAUGGCUGAUGACCCAGGGUCAGGAGCAUUUGCUUGGCAAAUUACAUCACCAAUUAAGUAUGUUGAUAUAUUUGAUAUAUGUGUAUAUUUUGAGGGCUUAUUUUUGUUUAUUUUUCAAUAUAAAUACACAAUGUAAGAUAGAAAUAAUGAAAUUUGUUUUCAUCUACUUCCAAGUCCCAAAUAAUAAUGUUUUAUAUCUUGGUGUAGUUUUUUUAAAUGAAUAAGGCCAUUGCUAAUACUUUCAUUGCUCGAUUUCGGGUCUCUUAAAUUAAAUUAUCUAGUCUUAAAAUAUAUUUUUUAAAGCUUGAAUGAUAAUGUAAGGAUUACAAAUAUAUUUGAAACCAACUCUAAGCCAAAAAUAUCUUUAAAAAACAAUCAUCUAAGCAUGUUGAUAUUAUUGGUAAAUAGAACCCAAAAUAUUCACAUUGGCCUAAGUCUGCUUAGGUAUAAAAAGAAGAAAAAGUCUGAAAAAAUAUUACGAUUUGUUAUGUGUACUAGUUAUUGUUAUUUAAUUAAUUAAUUAAAGUAAGUAUUAUAUUUUUUAAGUUUUGACUUUAAUCAACAGAUCUAACCUACAGAAGAGAAUUGUCUGUUUUGAUGCUUGGGUUCAACUGUUUGAUAUAGUCUACCACCUGAUUCUGCUCAUCCUGAUGGAAAGGCAAGUUUCUGUUUAAAAGAGCAAAAUUUGAAUUCAUCUCAUAAAAGAAUAUAAAUAUUACUAAAAAUUAAAAAAUCUGUAUUUAUUUACUAAGAUAUAAAAUAUUAUUUUGAAGAAGAAAAAAAACACCCAGUUCUUGUUUUUUUUUUUUUUUUAGAUUUUAUUAAUUUCAGAGAAGUUUAUAAAAUAAUUUAAUCCACUCAAUUACAGAAAAAAAACAGACACUCCAUAAAUAUUAUUUUGAAGAAGAAAAAAAACACCCAGUUCUUGUUUUUUUUUUUUUUUUUUAGAUUUUAUUAAUUUCAGAGAAGUUUAUAAAAUAAUUUAAUCCACUCAAUUACAGAAAGAAAACAGACACUCCACUGUUGAUUGAACUGUACAAAUUAUGUCAUGGGACUGCUGGGAAGCUGCAUAUGUUGGGAGAGAAAAAUAAGGCAGUGAGAGCUCUGAUACGUGGCUUUAUGAAUGUAAGUUUUGUUAUUUUUUAAACUCAGAAAUGGAACUAACUUAAAUGUUUUGUCAGUACCCUUCACUAAUAUAUCUAUUAAAAAAAAAUUAGAAAUGUACAAAUACAACAAAAUUAAUUUAGUAACAUUGCCCACAACUUGAAUGAUAAAUUAUUCUGUUUAAUCAUAAAUCAAUAUUUUUUUACAUAGUAUUUACAUUUCUUAAUUUAAUAUACCAGUAUGUGUAAAAAAUACUAUAAACUAAGAAAGUAAUGAUUUGUUGAAUUCAUAAACCCAUAACAAUAAGAUAAGAUUCUUUUAUUGAUAAGAUAAGAUAAGAUAAGAUUCUUUUAUUGAUCCAAAUAAAUGGAAAUGUUUUUUGAUUGCAUUGUACAUUUUCAGCACAAAAAUAAAACAAUUUGAACACAUGACAUUUAUAAUAAAUUAUUUCAAACAGCCAUUCAGUGAGUUCUCUUAGUAAAAUUGGGGACUUAUUAGUUCUCAUUCAGAUGUGUGACUUCAGAGGAAGCACGCUGGUAAAUUCGUAGAGAUUGGGGAACAAAAGAAUUUUUAUAUCGGUCAGUCCUCGCCCUGAUCGAAAGAAUUCGUCCCGAAUGGCCCGAUACUAAGUAUCUAGGAUGAAGAGUGUGGGAUGUAUCAUCCAAAAUGUGUUUAGAUACAAAUAAAUGGAAAGUUAUUUUAUUACAAUGUACAUAUUUAUUUUCAGCGCAUAGAUAAAUAUUCUUAUAAAGAUAAACAUAUUUUAAACUUGAACAAUUUAACAAUUGACCCCCUUCCCGUCAUCCUAUCAAACUGAAACAAGGCGUCUAAAUUAUUUGUCAAGUCCAAAAAUCAACCUUCGUAUGUCUUGGAACUUCACUCAAUUGGUGACAAUAUUGACUUAGAGAAUCAUUAUUUAGAUUUUGUACAGCAGGGUGAGAUUGCAAGUAAAAUCUGAUAAAGAGGAUAUGAAUUUUUUAAAACUCAAAACCCUUCACUACUGCAUCACUAAAUAAAUAUGAAUAUAAUAUUUUAUUCACUGUGCUACAGAGACCUGAUGGGCACAGAGUCAGGCAGUUUUUACAAGAAUAUAAAAAUGAAAUUGAUGAACUGCUUGCCCUCAGUCUGUAAGUUAUUAAAUUUAAGUUGUGUGUAAUCUAAUCAAAUGCAACCCUGGAAUAGCCAAGUAGGCUACACGAUAUUUAUAUCAUAAACAUGUUCCCUGAAUAAAAAUUUAGUACUGGUAUAAAAACAAUAACCAACAUUUCAGAAAUGUGCGUGGCCAAUAUUUCAGAUAUAAACAUGGCCAAUGGUUCAGAAGUACAUGUAUACAUUUCCAGUGCUAAUCAUGAGUAAGAGAAAGAGGUAUUUUCAUGCUAAUGCUACCCCAGACCUAUUUGAAUGGAUUUCAAUUUCAACUUGUUUUGAGAGGACAAGAUGAAAAAGGGGGUACUAACCCUUAAAGAAGAAGUUAUUUUAGUCCCAUACUUUUUUUUUAAAAUUCGGAAAUUCUAGAAGUAUGAACUAAACAAUUCAUCUUUUAAUUCUAUCAAGACAAUAAUAAUUUUUAUGAUGACCUACUUAUUAAUAGUCAAGAAUUUAUGUGCUUAUGAAAUUGAAAAUAAAAAUAUCAAAGAUGGCUACCGUACAAUUUAUUCAUUAAUAUUACUGUUAAAAAAACACUCCCUGAAACAGUCAUGAAAGGAGUUCUGAUUUGAGGGCUGUUGGGAGGGCCAUGUCAGCUGAGGUCAGUGGACUGUUGGAUGUCAAUGAUGAAGAGCUUGGGUCAUCCUCACACCUGAGUCUUAUUGUGCUGACACUGCGUGACCAGCAAAGUUUCAUGUUAACUACUCUCAUGAGGCUGUCAGAAGAUGCACUCUUCUGGUGCCCACUUGUCAAAGUAAAUACUGAAUCAUUUUCUUAUUUCUUGCUUUGUUUAGUUUUUAAAAAUUAAUAAUUAAAAUUGUGUUGUUACCUUAAAAAAAUGUCUAUUAUUUACUUAUUAAGUACUUGAACGCAAUUAAAAUUAAAUGCAAUAAAUUAUCUUCUAAAACUUAUAGUAAUAGUUACUCUAAGAGAUUUUUAGAUAUGUAUGCUUUUUUUUAUGCGCCUUGAACUAUUUAUAUGAAAAUUGCAAAAAUAUACAUUUCACUGUAAUGAUAUUUUCUGUCUUCCAGGGUCAGAUAGAAGAGCUCCAUAAAAGUUUUUUUGAAGUUGUCCCCAGACCAGCAUCAAACACAAGAGAUCCAGAGGCUGCAAGUCAAAGGGUAACAUUUAUGUCUUUUAAAUAUUUUAUGUUGCCAUGAACAAGAUCAAUUAAAAUGGCUUUUUGGGUUGUAAGUCAUUGCACCUAUCAAAUAAAAUAAACAAAAAAUCAAAGUUGUACAAAAUUAUUUAUGAAUCAUUAAUGCCUAUAAUUGUUGGAUAAUAACACAUCUACACACACACAAAUAAUAAAUUGUAUAGAUUUAAUUAAGAUGUUACUCUUUUAUAUGAUAAUAUAAUUCAUUAUUUUCAAACAUGCUUUUUUAACAACAAUAAAAGAAAUUCAAAUGAUUUAAGAAAGCAGAACUUCAUUUGUGAUACAUGUGGUGGGCCACAGCAUAAAACAUGCAUGUGGGCCACAGGCUGUAUAUUUGGCCAUCCCUGAUCUAAAUCUAAACAAUACAUCUUGUACUAGUCAAAUGUUUUUUGAGAGCCUACCCCAAAGCUAAAAACUCUAUGUUAAAAAAUCAAACAUAAGAGAUUAUUUGGCUUAACUGGCUAUCUUUUUGUUUAAUAGAGUGACUUAUUGCCAUGCAUGCACUUAGCAAACUUAUCAGUUGAUGUAAAAGAAUUAUUUAUGAUAAUUAUUUACAGGAUGUAAUACCAAAACAAGCUGUUAUGAAACAUGGGUUUGAAGAUGAGCACAUCAUGAAACAUGAAGAAACCAGUAAGAUCUACUCAAGUCAGAAUUUUAACUAAUUCUUCUGAAUAUUUAUGAUUUAAAAUAAUUACUCAGGUUAUGCAAUCAAGAUGUCAGUGAACAGAUUUAACUUGCCAACGUGUGGAGACGAUAAAAAAAAUGAGAUCUAAUAAAUGUUUUUAAAAGAUUUUCUGUUAGCCUAUGUAACGAGAACGAGGCUACGCCUUGCAGGCACGUAUAGACUCGGGCUCCUGAUUGAAUGCAAUUUUAUGUGUGUUUGACUGAUUUUUGUAUUGUUUUUUCUGUACUGGAUAUCCACCAUGGACCACUACUUUGAUUCGGAUAUGUUUUGUGUCCCUCCUAACUUUGGACUUUUGUUGUUUUGGAUUUUCUUUGUUGCAAAGGUUAGUGAGAUUCACCGCCUACACGGUCGGCCAUCUUUGUCGGCACCACGCUCAUCGCUCGGUCAAGUCGACGUUACGGUCAGUGACACACGCAGCCCCCACGGCGGUAACCGACCUGUGCUUGCAUACACACGUGAUCGUCUUUUGUCAAUGAAUGCCAAGCGUACGCAUCUGACCGCUGACCUCGUGUGUCGACUGAAAGAGCUUUUGAUUGGUCGAGGCCUGCCUCGGAAGCGCACCCACCGUGGUGGUAGACGAAAACAACAACAACUUGUCACUCAUUCUUUACCAAGACCUACUCUACACUACUCGGACCCUGCCAACCUCAUUCACAUCAAAACCUCUCCACGUUCUAUCAACAAACAACUUCUCAUUGCCACAUUCAACGCCCAGUCGCUUGGCCCCUAUGAGAAACGAAUUGCAGUCUCCGAAUUUGUCUCUGAUAGGCAGAUUGACAUUCUGUUUAUCCAGGAGACCUGGUUUCGGCUGACUGGCGAUGAGGGGAAGUGCACCGAUCUCGCUCCCUAUGGCUAUUCUGCCAGAUCAUUUCCCCGUUCAACUCGCGGCGGAGGCCUUGCUAUUAUAUAUAGAGACACGUUGUCCCAUCAUACAGCUUUUGUCACAGACCUCCCAUUCGUCCACACGUCUUUUGAGGUAGUUCAAUUUACACUGUCAGUGCCCCAGCAGACAGUUCAUUUCAUGUGCAUAUAUCGCACCUUCCCUAGUAAGAAAAAUAAAUUGACCGACUCAGUGUUUCAUCGAGAAUUCCCGGAUUUGAUUGACCACUGCAACACAUUGACCGGGACUUACAUUGUACUAGGCGACAUGAACUUCCAUUUUGAUCAACCACAGCACCCCUCCACUGCUAGGAUGUUGGAUCUCUUGGAUUUAUUCAGUCUUCACCAAUCGGUCGACCAACCGACUCAUAAUCGUGGACAUAUUCUUGACUGGGUACUACAUAGGCCUCAAGAUGGUGUAGUUAGAUCUACUUCAAUCACACAAGAGCUGUCCUCUGACCACUUCUGUGUUAUUUGUGAACUUAGUGUUAGUGCCCCCAACCCUCCCCCUCAGUUUAGGGAGGUGCGCAGUCUGCGAGCUAUAAACAGGGAUGCAUUUAAGCAUGACCUAAGCGUAGAAGUGUCCCCUGCCCUCUGCCCUACAUUGGAAUCACUAGACCGUGCAUUGCGCGCUGUGCUUGACCGGCACGCCCCUGUCACCCGCCGCAAUUUUAGUCUAAAGCGGUCAUCUCCCUGGUAUGCGACCAUCAAGGAGGAACUACGCAGUGCCAAGAAAGAGCGCCGUAGUGCAGAAAAGAAGUGGUUAAGGUCAGGUCUUGUGGUUUUUAAGCAGAUAUUUUACGCUGCCAAGAAGCGUGUCAAUCAGAUUGUUUGUCGUGCAAAGACUACGUAUUUUAGCCAAAAGAUAACUAUGGGUAAAACCAGCAGGCAGUUGUUUGAUGUUUGUGGUCACCUUAGGGGGAGUAACAAAGGAACUGCGCUUCCUUCGGUGUUUCCCCUGCCCAAGCAACCAGAUAUUUUCUGUAAUUUCUUUACAAGCAAAGUAGCUGACAUUCGAGCUGAGCUUGAUCGUCUUGAUGCCCCUCCCCUUGAAUUGCCUCCUUUCCCUUGUCUUACUUCCCAUUUUAAUAUUUUUAAACCUGUUUCAGAACUUGAGGUAAAAAAUAUAAUCCUAAAAUCUAAACAUACGUCAUGUUAUUUGGAUCCCAUCCCAACCCCCCUGUUGGUUGAGUCAUUAGAUAUCUUGCUCCCAACAAUAACCCGCAUAAUAAAUGAAAGCUUAUAUUCUGGCACUGUUCCGCCUCUUUGCAAAUCAGCUGUCAUCAAACCAUUGCUUAAGAAGCCCGGUCUGGAUGAAAAUAAUUUAAAAAACUAUAGACCUGUAUCUAACUUAUCAUUUUUAUCUAAAGUUAUUGAAAAACUAGUCCUAAAACAACUUUUUGCUUACUUAAAUGAUCACUCUCUUCUCAGUUCUAAUCAGUCGGCCUAUAGACAUUUCCAUAGCACGGAGACAGCUCUCUUGAGAGUCAGUAAUGACCUCUUGCGCGCAAUGGACAGCGGUAAUGUCUCCAUUUUGAUCCUCUUAGACCUCAGUGCGGCCUUUGACACUGUUGACCAUGAAAUCCUUUUCAAAACCCUUGAAAACUACUUUGGAAUUUCUGGUUCGGUUUUGGCUUGGUUUAGGUCCUACCUCUCUGAUAGAACGCAAAUGGUCUCUGUCGAUGGCUGUCUCUCCGGCAGUGCUGAUUUGGUGUACGGAGUGCCACAGGGGUCCGUUUUGGGUCCGGUUCUAUUCAUAAUGUAUACCAGGCCACUACUCCUCUUGCUCGGGAGGCAUGCUGUUGAGAACCAGUCAUUUGCAGAUGAUACGCAGCUAUACAUGCAUACCCAUCCAUCUCUUGUCGAUUCCGCUGUCCAGACUUGGCGGGGAUGCAUUGAUGAUGUCAAGUCUUGGAUGACACUCAGCAAGUUGAAGCUUAAUGAUGACAAAACAGAAGCACUCCUCAUUUACAAUCACAAAUCAUCCUCUACCUCAAUUCUUCCCACCUCAUUUCAAGUAGGUAACUCCGACAUACAGUUUACACCCUCUGCUAGGAAUCUUGGUUAUAUUCUUUCUAACAACAUGUCUCUCGAUAAACAUAUCUCUCACAUUUGUCGUUCAGCAUACACCGCCAUCCGUCAGAUCAGCUCCAUCCGCCACUACCUGACAGUUAGCGCAACAAAAACUCUAGUCUGUGCUCUUGUUCUCUCUCGUCUUGAUUAUUGCAACUCACUUCUGUCAGGUUCACCGAAACAUUUUAUAGAAAAACUGCAGAAAGUUCAAAACUCUGCUGCUAGGCUUGUUCUUAAGGCAAAAAAACGCGAUCACGUCACUCCACUACUCCACUCACUACAUUGGCUCCCUAUAUUCCUAUAAACCGAUAAACGUACAUGGGUUUCCUUGUAAAAAUGUCUGGUGUGGGUGGAUGAAUAUACCUAUGGUGUUGUUUUGCUUAUAUGUUGUUUUUAUUUCAUUUAUGUAUUUUAUUUUAAUAUUAUGAUUGCUAUAUUUAUGUACAGCGCGGUGAGCCCAGCCCUAGGCCGGGGUACCGCGCUAUAUAAGACCACUUAUUAUUAUUAUUAUUAUUAAUAAUAAAUUACAGUUUAUGAGUGAGUUGUCAGUCCUUGAACAUAAAGGCAAUCACUUUGUUUACUAUUGUAAUGAGAUCCCACCUUUUUAAACAGGCACAGAUAAUCAGAAGUGCCAUUUUACAAUAUUAAUAUCUCCUAUUGAAUUCCCAGAGCUUUUUGUUUCUAAAUGUAUGGAGAAAGAAACUGGUCCCAAGAUGAUAAGUAAAGAAUCUGUUCUAAUGAAGGUAUUUCAUGCAUACUCAUUAAAAUCAAUUUAUUUGUCUUUUUGUUUAUUGACGAUCAAACUUAUCCUGCCUGAUUAAAGAAUGUUUAAAAACAUAUUUAAAAUGUAAAUAAAUUUUAUAAAUAUGAUAAUAUAAAAAAAUGUAAUGUUAUAAAUGUUAUGCGCCUUACUUAUCUUCCUUUAUCUCAGUAUCUUAUAGAUACCCAUCUGGAUGAAAUGUGGGAGCAAUUUCUGGAAGAAACUUUCAGAGGGAAAAAACUCCCACCAAAUCCUUUCCCAACUUUUAUCACCAAGUGUCGGAGUAGUACUAUGAAGUAAGGAUUUAUUAGGAGUAGUACUAUGAAGUAAGGAUUUAUUAGGAGUAGUACUAUGAAGUAAGGAUUUAUUAAUGUUAAAUGUUAUAAUUGAUCCUUUAAAAAAAGUAACUCUACUCUCCUAAAUUGUAUUCUGUAAAUGAUCCAAGAUCUGUUGAUUGCAUUCUCAAAUUUUAAUGCAAUAAAUCAGGCCAGCACAACUCAAAAUGUAAGGCGGGCCAUAAUACUUCAUGAAAAACAUAUGCGGUCCAAAAGAAAAUAGGACGGGUGGGAGGGGGGGGGGGGGCUAUUAAGAAAAAAAAAAAUAAUAUUUCCUUACUUACGAAGUAAAUUUAUCAUAAUACUUCAUGAAAAACAUAUGCGGUCCAAAAGAAAAUAGGACGGGUGGGAGGGGGGGGGGGCUAUUAAGAAAAUAAUAAAUAAUAUUUCCUUACUUACGAAGUAAAUUUAAUAUGAAACAUUGCAUGGUUUUUCGGUAACAAGUUUGUCGUAUUCAGGAGAUGUAUUGGAAGUGGCUGUUCUCAAGAUGUCUUCCAAAUGAUCAUCAGUCAAACAUGAACGUGGCUUGCAUUUAUUAAUGUUCAUUAUUGAAAAUGUCUGUUCACAUAGAUAAGUGCUUCCAAACACACUAAAAGUUUUUAGUGCUACUUCGUAAAGAUUUUUGUAUUUCUCACGGUCCAGAUUUUUAUAAAACUCCUGCAGGCUGCUCUCUAUGUGCUGCUUUGGUAAAUUGCCAAACAUUGUAGUUCGAUAAGCUCAAGCUGCAAUUGAACUGGUAUGUCCUCAGGAUUCACAGAAAAUGGAUCUUCAAUAAUUAGUUUAAACUGAAUUUCUUCUUCUUUAGAAAGAGUGAGUCUUUUAUCAAAUUCUUCUAUCAAAAGAUUAAUUUCAUUAACAAAAUGUCUUUACCAACUCAAUGUGCUUGUCCUGAGGAAUAUGCUGUGCACAAGUGGAGACGUGACUCAUUUCACCAUUUAGUAACUGGGUUUUGAAAAGUUUCAUAUUCAGUUUCAAAUCUUUUACUGCAGCAAACAUUUGAAAUACAAGUUGUUGCUUACCUUGAAUUUGAACGUUAAGGCCAUUUAGAUGUGUUGUAAUAUCACAAAAGGAGCAGAGGUCAUGAUUCCAGGUCUCAUAUCUUCAAACUCAGGGAAUUCCUUUGCUUCAUCUUCUAGGAAUUUACAUAUUUCCUUCUUCAAAGCAACGAAUUGCUGAAGCACUUUUUUCUCGGCUUAACCAUCUCACUUCUGCAUGGUAUAUUACGCCUCUGUAGUCGGCUUCUAUAUCUUCAAGAAAAGCUUGAAAAGCCCUAUGUUUGAGUCUUCUUGAUCUUAUGUGGUUGACUAUUUUGACAACAACCGACAUAACAUGUUCUAAAUGUAACACUUCGCUAAACAAGGCCUGCACAUGCAUAAUGCAAUGAUAUUUUGUUAUUUGCCUUCUGAUAAAAUUUUCAAGAAGCCCAACUGCUCCUUUAUUAAUACCCGUUAUAUUCUGGGCACCAUCUGUACAAAUGGCCACUAAUUUUAUAAAAUCUAAUCCCAACUUAUUUUUCAAGCACUUUAUCACUUCACUCAAGAUAUCUUUUCCGGUUGUGCGACCUGACAUGAAGUACAUUCCAGCAAGUUCUUCGGUAAUUUCACAGUUUUUGUCAACACCUCUAAUAAAAAUGAGAAGUUGGGCGGUAUCUUUUAAAUCUGUGCUUUCGUCCAUGGCUAGAGAAUAAAAAGAAAAUUCACAAGUUUUCCGCAUUAAUUGUUCAUGAAGAUUGAUGGAAAUAUCAGUUAUUCUACUUUUCACUGUCAUUCGAGAUAAACUGAUGUUUUGAAAUAACACUGUUUUUUCCGGACGUAAUUCAGAUGUGGAAAUCAGCAUGCACUUCUUUACAAAGUCGCCUUCAGUAAAGGAUUUCCCAGCAGUAGCAAUUUCCUUUGAAAUACAAAAGCUUAUCUUGGUAGCAGUGUCAUUUUCACUGCUCUUUUUCUUGAAAAAUGUCUGCUCUUCAGCAAGAGUUUUCGAUAGAUUCGCUGCAUUAAUGGAUUUUUAAUUUUGGUCCAAUUUUGACAAAGUAGGAUGUUUAGAUUCAAAAUGCCAUCAAAGAUUAUACUCUUUCGGCGCAGCAUCUGUUUCACGACAUAGGAGGCACAGUAGUUUGUCCUUGAACACUGUAAAUAAGUAUUUAUUUUUCCAUUCAGGAUUAAAAAUUCUGUGCUCUAUCUCUAAUUUUCUCUUUCUGCUUUAAUUCAUGGCACUUAAAUAUUUCAACGACAGGUCUAUAAGUAUAUUACUUACUGAAUUAAAUGCACAGAAUAUCAAAAUAAUGCGAUACAUGAGUUCAACACAACACAAUUCUACACAAUAUUACAAAAAUAGUAAAAAGCUACUCUGCACAGAAGACAUUAGUUUUGAAAACACUUAAGCCUGUAGGCUAUGUUGACUCAGAAUACAUAAGCGCGGUAAACCGUAGUCAAUUUCACUCGAGAAAGAGGAAUCGCUCGGGAAAAGCGUGCAUGUGUGAUUUAAUAUCGUCGCGAGGAAAGAAAACGUGUAGUGAAAUAUUUACACAACGGUAAAAAAUUAGUAGAUCUAAUUUAAUUUGAUUAAAUAAAACAAAAUAUUCCUUUCAAGUAAAUGUGGGGAAAUUUUAAAAAAAAUAUUCUUUUAUUGAUUAUUUAAAAUUGAAAUAAAUCUAUAUAGUAUUAUACUCUAUAUAUACCUAUUGUAAUAUUAUGUGUCAAUAUGCCAGGGAAUAUUAAUUUAUAAUAUUAUGAUUUUUCGCCAAGGUCUUCGCUGGCCACAAAGUGGGUGCUUGCGGGCCGCAUGCAUCCCGUGGGCUGUAUGUAGCCCGCGGGCCGUACGUUGUGUAGGCUGCAAUAAAUUAUGAACUAUGAUCAACUUAUUUAAAUUAAUAAGAUAUUCACACAUAAAGUGAGACAUUUGAAUAAUUUGUAUAUACACUUGUUCAACAAUGAAAUCUUCUCCCCAUGUAGAUUUGACUUUUGGGGAUAAUAUUUUCAAGCUAAUCACCCUCAAUAGUUUAUUUUCUUGCUAGCUUUCUAAGCCUUAAGUAUUCUACUGAUCGCGGAUUUAUUUUUUCCUACAAGAAUGGACCUUUGUUUUGAGCCAGAAUCUGCCAUACUUGACCGCAUGCUGACCAAAACUUCCCUUGAUGCAGACCCAGAUAAUUUUAUUUACCAGUUGCCCAGUUGUGAUGGAUAUGGUGUGUACUUGUGUGCAAUAAAUCCCUUUUAUUUAGAACUGUUACUUUUGCUUAGUGGAUUUAGCAGGUAUAUGACCAGUAAGGGAGAGUCUUGAUAAGCUCAGUUCAGAUUUUAGAACUUAGCUUUAUCUAUAAGGACAAGAAGAUGGUAAAUAGUUGAAAUGGGUGGUAUAACUGAUUUUGUAAAAUAAAUCUUGUAUUUUUCAGAUGUAACAUAAAAUUUGUAUUUUUCACAGUAACCAUUUUUUAAAAAUUUCUUGAAGGGCCAGCAACUGCUAUAGCUUUACUGGAUGCAGGGGGUUAUCUUCCUAUUUUGCAAUGUGUACAAGAAAACCUAAUGAAUAAGGCAUAUUUACAACGCAAAGGACCUUACAGGGUAAUUUAUGGAAGUACACUGAUGAUUUGAAUGGAUAGUUGACAGAAUUUUAAAAUAUACUUUGCAAAACAAAAAGUAUUUAUUAAAUGUCUUUUUUCAAAAGUUAUUUAUCACCAACAUUAUCUUAAUUUUGCAUAACACAUUAUUCCAAAUCAAAACCGAAAAGAGUAUAAUAUAUAAGCCGAUAAAAUAAACAAUUAUUUUUAUCAAAAAAAGUAUUGAUAAAAUUAAUUACAUUACAUCAUGAUGGAAAUUAAAGUGUAGGGUAUGAAAAUUUUUUUAUUUUUAGCAUUUUUUAAAAAUCGGGAUAUAUUUAGAUCUACCGGUACCUACUUUCACUUUUUAAAUAAGAUUGGUAUCUGUGUCGGCAUAACUGGUCCAUCCGCCCUUUAUGGUAAGAUGCGUCCAUACCUGACUCAGUUGGACCUCCAUGAACAUUACUACAUACAAGGACCUACAGGAUGUGAAGCAGAUGCUGCACAACUUUUUGCUGUCAUGAGUAAGUGUCAGUAAAAUAUGCAAUAAAACUCAGGUUUUGUGUUAUAUGUGGUACUUAAUGAUUUGUAAAUGUAAUGUAAAUAAUUUGUCAAAAUUUUUAAUGCACUUGAUAAAUUACUAAAAAAAAAUAGUUUAUAAAAUUUCAGCUGUGACUUUAUUAGAAAGGGAAUCAUUCGUUGUUAAAUGUAGAAAAAUAUGUUUAUUAUUGUCAGCUCAAAACAAGAGCAUUAAGAUAAGAUAAGAUAAAAUAUAUAAGAUUCUCUAUUGAUCCAAAGGAGUGUAAAUGUUUCUUGAUUACAUUUUACAUAUUCAUUUUCAGUACAAAGACAAAUACAUAUUUAAACCAAGACAACAUUUUACAAAUAAAACACUUUAAACACAAGACAUAUAGGGUAUUUAUUAACUUUACUAAAAAAAUUUUUUAAAAGACUCAUUCAUUUAGUAUUUGGUACAGUAAAUAUUUUAUGUUUGGCUCCGGCUGUAACGGCAAGGAAAACAGGAUUUAUCCAGUCAAAUUAUGUAAGGUUAACACUUUUAUAUCAUGUGAUCUUAUAAAAAUUAAUUUAAUCUCAUCAAGUUCAAAAACACAUUUGGGAAAUGGUGGCAGAAAACAAGGUUCCUAUACUUGGAGUUUUUAUCGGGAAAGACAAAACUCGCUGGUCUUGGGAAGAAGUUAUCAACAAAAAACUUGGAUUUUUCACUGAAGUGGAGAUGGUUGUGCUUAGGAAGGAACCUGUGUAUCUUAAGGUAAAGGGAACGCCCUACUUAAAGCUGUCAAAACUUUCUUCAGUGGGAAACCUUCCUGGUAGAUUUGGGGUAUUUGGUAAUCAGAAAUAUUCUAUACAAAUAAAUCGUACCAUAAAUUUUAGUUUAUUAAUUUUGUUAAAUAAUAAUAGUAAAGUAAAAAUGUAAAACAAAAUCAUAAUGCAUUCAAGCAGUUUAUUACCAUUCUUGACUCUCUUUGAUUUAAAAGCCCUUACAACCAAUACAUUUAUAUAAUUUUUAAUUAAAUAAUUUUUUUUUACAUUCAGGCGUAUGUGAUGAUUGAUGGCUGGAGAUAUGUUCCAGUUGUGAAACAUUUCCUUCUUCAUUUCAUGCAAGAAGGAGAAAUUGGGUAGGUUAUAAAAUGACUUAAUUUGUUACAAUUAUGAAGUCCAAUAUAAUAUAAGUUUUAUGCAUUUCAAAGUUGUUUAUUAUUGUUACUAUUUACUCAAUUUUUUUCCAGCACUGAAAUAUUCUACCAAGAAGACGAAACACAUUUUUACUCUACAAUAUUCUCAUCAUUAGAGAGAGUAAGUAUCUACUUGUAAAACAAAUCUUCUAGUUAUUAUAAUAGUCCAUUUAUGCAGCUUAAUUAAAGGAAAAGUAUUCGUAAUUAUUUUGUUUGCAAGAAAAAAAAAUUAGUUUACAAUUUGACAUGUUUGUUAUUUUUCAUUGUUUAUAUUGUUUUUUUUUUAAAUUUACUAUGGCAUAGGCAGCAUUCCAUUAUCAAAAUGGGGGCCCUUCAAGAGGAGGGAAUCCUCUGAGUUCAUCCAAUGUUAGAGCUGUUUUGUCAUACAUGGACCAAAAACUUUUAAAACUGAGGGAGAAAUCAGACUACAUGGAGAUUCAUAGGCUCCUGCUGUAUAGGUCCCUUAUUUCAGAUGUAAGUUUUGCUGACCAGAAAUCUUUUGAUGAUCAUCAUUUAUUUAUUUAAUUCACUUUAUAACAAGGUGACCUAAUUAGAGCAAGUAAACAUGUGCAGUAAAUUAAAAUAAUAUGAGAGGCAGUAAAGGUAAAAUUUCUACUUUAUUUAUAAUAAUUCAUAAGAUACAUGAAAAUAUUAUGCUUACUUAAAAGUUGAAUUAAAAAGAAUUACUCCUUCAUUUUCUUUAAAAACCUAAAUAUUACCCAAAACUUAAAAUAUAAAUAUAAUUUUGUUUUUAAUUUCUUUAUAAACCAGGAUACAGAACACAUUGUUGAAGCCUGGCGCAUGUUCCACAGCAUCGCUGGCCAGGCAGAAUAUGCUGCCACAUUGGCACAGUCUUUGGCAGAGUUGGUGGAAUUUGAGAUGGAGUAUUCUAAAUUUUUCUCCAUGGAGUCUUCACAAAUAGAUGGCUCAGGUCUAGACACAAAAGUUGCCAUGGUCAGAAUAAAGAAAAAAGUCUCCUUUCUUUUAGAUAUAUUUCUGUUUUCUAGAAGCACAAACUCUAAUGAUGAGGACAUUGACAUAAAUAUAGCAAAUAAAGACCUUGAGAGAGGUGGAGAAAGAAAUUUCAAAAGGGCGUCAAAGGCGUCAUUUCAGAUUUUUUUCUGGGGGAGGGGGCAAAACCAAAACUUGGUCAUCUUGUUAAGUUGUUAAUUACUGGAGGUGCCACAGUACGUAGCAAUUUAAAUAAAACCUGCUUGGGGGGGCGCAAAUGCCCCUCUCUGCCUUACCCAAAAUGACAUCCCCGUGAGAAGGUACCUUUACUCCUGGUUAAGAACCACUGUUCUAGUGAAAUGUUUCUGAAACAGAUGCAGUAAUUUGAUAUUAUCCAUGGGAGGUGAAUUUCUGUCAAGGACAGUAGUGGACACUGGGAAUUUUUAUAAAAAGGGAGGGGGGGGUGUGUGUGCAAAGAUUUGUGACAAUUGGGGGGGCAAAAAUUGGCAAAAUUUCCCUGACGUCAUUUAUGGAUGGCCCCUAAACUAGAUGGUAGACAUCCUAUAUUAAAAUUCAAAUUUUCUCGCAUUUGCUACACAUUGCAGAAGCAGUUUAUAGGAAUAAUUAUGUUUUUUUGGUCUAAUUUUUCAAAAUAAAAAUAACUUGAAAUUUAAAACCAGUAAAUGACCAAAUUUAAUGGCUUGAUGUACCUUACAUUAUAUAUUUACAAUUUUACUUUUAUAUUCCAGAGCCCAGUAAACAUGGGUGUAGUGAGUGCAAUGACGCAAGGCCUUAUAGAAAAAGCUCGAGUUGUUUCAGAGUGGAGGGUGUCCAUGGCCCCACUUAGCAUGGCAGAAUACAUACAUAACAAGAUAAAAAGUGUUGUGGAGACAGACAGGAGGACUAACAAUAUAUAUCCUUUGAUACAGGAGAAUGUAAGUUGCUGUUAUAGGAACUUCAAAUUUGCUUAAUUUUAAAGAGUUAUAGUUAUACUGACCUGUUUACUCUUACGAUUUUGGCGUACAAUGUACGAUUUUGAGGUGUUAGCAUGUAUACUGUAUGUUUAUUUUUUUCUAUAAAUAUAAGGUAUUGUACGAUUUUAUGAGUUUGAGAGUAAACAGGUCUGGUUAUAUAAAACUCCUUUUUUUAUGUAAAAUACAACUCCCUUUUGUUAGUGGAAUCCAAUAGAAACAGCUUAAUUUUUUCAGUGUUAGAUUACUGUAUAAUUUCAGGAUUAUUAAAAUCUUUUUUAAUAUUUGUAACAGGAUAAAUAUAUGAAAUGAAAAAAACCUCUUUACAUCACUCGAUAAUAUUUAGAGAAAAAAAAAAAUAUUAAAAUAUUGGCUCUAAAUUAAGAACUGUAUAUUGAAGUCUAUUGUUACUGUACCAGAUCAUGAUUUAAAAAAAAAAUUAAAUUUCAAUCAUUAAAAGGUAUCAAGUUAUUAAGUAUUUUGUUAUUAACUGGUGACAGCUUUCAGAGAAAAGAUCAGAAAACAAUUAAAUAUUUAUUAAACAGGUACCGGUACGAACAUUUUGAGUUUCAAAAAUCAAAUAACUGUUAAUGAAUUUAUAUAAAUAACAUAUCUAAAUUUAAUCACCAAUUGCUUACAAGGACCCCCACCAUCCAUAAAAAAAUUAUAUUACUUGCAGGGGGGGCAUAAUGAAUUUGUGACAUUGAGUGAUAAAGUUAUUGAAUUUGUGUUACAUUCUUGUAAUGAUUUUAUGAUGGCCCCCCAAAUUAGAUAAAUAAAUGAUUACUGGUGCAUGAUUAACUUACUUCUCAUUGCAGACGGUAGUUAUCAUGGAAGAGAUCCAAAAUAUGUUGGCUAACAUCAAAAUAACAACCAGCUGCGAUGUACACAAUAUGAGUGAAAAUGCACUGAAUACUUUCCACUUGAUUGAAAAAGCUGAAGGUCAUCGGCCCACUAGUGUGGAUUCCCAGCUUCUCAAUGACCCACAGAUUUUCCAGCAGCGGCCACAGGCAGGUCGUAAGAUUUUAGACGACGAGUUGUUGUAUAAACCAAGAAGACAACAAAUGUACAAGCCAAAAAUUCAGUUUUAGUUUUUUUACGUGUAUUUCACUACUCCAUCCAUCUCUGUGGUGCUACAGCCCAUGUAGGGCUUUGACCUGCCUCACCACUUCCUUCCACCAGUCCUAACUAUUGCUUUCUUUUCUAUGCUUGUAUUUCCCUGGUGUUCAAGAUUAUAGUUUUUUUUUUGCAAAUGUUAAGGAAAAUCUUAAUAAAAGAACCUCAUUUUGGAUUUAAAAAACAAUAAUGGUUGUUAUUGUAUAAAAUAUAAAAGAAUAAGAAGAAUGCCUUAUAUUAUAACCAUAAGUGUAAAAAUUUUUAAUUGACAGUUUCACAUGAAAUGGGGUAUGUUUAGGUCAGCAUUUUGAAAAAAACAAUCAUGUACCGUAGUUAAAAUCAUGAUUGUGAUUUUUGCAAAUGAUGUAGAGGCUGCUCUUUUUUUUUUUAAAUUUAGUUAUGAAACUCUACUGGGUGACUUUUAGAUUUGGGAUGCUUUUGAGUCUUUCAAUCACCUCUUGGUCAUACAAAUCGUAAUGAUCAAAGUACUUUGCUGUAGCAUAUAUUUAUACCUGUAGUAAUUGGUACCCUAAAUUUCUAGUGAUGUUUCUCUACUAUUGAGUUUCUGAAAAUUCUCCAACUAGCUGUAUCACUGCUAUCACCCUCUCACCUAAUCAAAAAAUAUUUUUUCAGAAUUUUUAUUUAUUUAUUUAUUUUUUUAAAAUAGCAAACCUUUAGCAGCACUGUUAUCCUCUCACUGAUAUCUUGAAACCAAAUAUAUUAGCUUUUAUUUUUGUGAGCGCGAUUUACAGUGCUACUACGAAAAAUGGAAUGUUAUUUUUUAUUUUUUUAUAUACUAUGACACGUUUUGAGCAUUUAUUUUCACACACUAGUCUUAAAUUAAAAUCAGUUAAAAAUGGCUUUUCAAAUGAUCAACACAAAAAAAAUUCCCAUGAGAAUGCAUUGCUAUGAUUCACUGACUUUCAUUCUUAUACAAAAUUCAAAACAAAUAUCAUCUAAAGCAUCUAAUUGAAUCAUAAAAUAUCAUUAAAAUUAAAGGAAAAUUUAACAGAUUGUCAACAAUAAAAAUUCUUCGCAUAAUUAUUU